AUGGACGGAUGGCGGGCGCUCGUGCUGCCGCUAAUUAUGGGUGCACACGAAGAGCCUGAGAUGCAAAGCCAAUUGGGCCCCAUGUGGCAGCAGGCAAUGCUAGAAUUACUUAUCAGGCAAUGUGUUUUUCCCAUGUUCACGCCUUGGUCUGGCUCCAAGGCGGGCGAGCGAGGGAGGGGUCGAGAUGCUCGCGAGACGUCAUUGGCGUGCAGAGAGCGCGUCAAACUGCUGUGGCCGAAAUUGCCAGAGAAAAAUUCGCGCUUCAAAGUGACCCUCUUCCUCCCACCUGCGCUUGCUCCGCCCGCACACACGACAGUCAAUUUUGUCUCUCGGCGCCCGGUCUGCCUUGACAACGUCGCAUACGACCCUCAGACGCCGCCUCAGCCCGCUCCCUCGUCGUCGCCCUCGAGCCAGACUUGCCUGUGCCAUCCGGCCCUCUCGUGUGGUGCCUGGCGUCCCUGCCUACUACCCACUACCUAUUUCGUCUGCCUCUCCCCACCCUCAUUCUCUACUUCUACUUCUACUUCUACCUCCACCGCCCACGCUCCCGAGACCACUGCCUCCCUCUCCAUCUGCCCCUCAUUCUUCACGUCCGCGCCCCGCCCCGGACUCACAAACACACUGCUAUUCGUGUGCUGCUUGCACCCUCUCUUCCUCCCCAGCCACUCGCGGUUCAAGCAGUCAUCCCUCCGACCUGCUGUGCGCUUGCACACACACACCUACCACCACACCUACGCCCGCCCCAUCCGCCACACAACCCAGCGCACUGCUGCCCAAGGCGCUGCUCACUAA
This is a messenger RNA of Bipolaris zeicola 26-R-13, 792 nucleotides long. RefSeq lists its product as uncharacterized. The transcript is spliced from 4 exons. The record is from RefSeq and is a predicted model, not a curated record. The coding region runs from base 1 to 792 and encodes 263 amino acids. Lineage: Eukaryota; Fungi; Ascomycota; Dothideomycetes; Pleosporales; Pleosporaceae.